Molecule: messenger RNA, 2831 nt
Organism: Etheostoma spectabile (orangethroat darter)
Lineage: Eukaryota; Metazoa; Chordata; Actinopteri; Perciformes; Percidae
Product: inositol polyphosphate multikinase
Exons: 6
Coding region: 1082-2566 (494 amino acids)
Biological process (GO): inositol phosphate biosynthetic process
Cellular component (GO): cytoplasm; nucleus
Molecular function (GO): inositol tetrakisphosphate kinase activity; inositol-1,4,5-trisphosphate 3-kinase activity
Source: RefSeq, a predicted model, not a curated record
UUGGGCGCUGCUGUUCAUUACAUAGACGGUAGCCGCCUACACUGACCUGGAUAUUCUAGAUGAGGAGCACUCUGCUGACUCCUUUUAAUAUAAUGCAUGUUAUGGCGACCAUGCAGCGUUUUUGUGCUCAACCUCAACGGAUAGGCCUUCGUCUUGAAGGCGUCUGCAUGGCAACUGUGUUGUUCCUCUGGUCUGCUGAAUUGUGACGCGAAGAAGGGCUUGCUUAGCAGCCUAAUGGUCAGUAUCGAUGACUUAGCAACCAAAACCAGGACUGAAUAGCCUCUUCGUGCAAUUUCGAGAGUUUAUUGUCUCUAUUUGCCCCGCCUGCUUCUCUAUUUGCUAACUGGAACUGGAUACCACUCUUGAGUGUGUCGUAACCUCACCAUUACUAAGAUUCAACAGUAUUUACUUCUCUGAAGCGAGGAAGUGAAGCUGUGUUUGUCAAACCAGCUGAACUUGAUAAAGCUAAGACCGGAAGUUGGACGACUUUGCCUUCAACAUAAAGUUACCACAUAGAUUUGGAUUGACAAUAAAUGACGAUGCUCGGCGUUGGACCGACACGUAACGCUAGGUCAACACGACACUCGACUUAAUAUCAGGAGCAGAGAGCUCCGCAUUUGCUACCAUGGUACCAUGCAGUGUCGAUGCGUCUCCGUUCGUUUUAUUUUGGAAGCUGCGAACGGAAAUAGUGCUUUGUUUCUAUUUGACACACUGGUAGGAAGUGGGAUGUGGCCAUGGUGUAUUUAUGCUUCUGUUUAAGAUAUGAAAACCAUUGAAUUAGCACUGCUUCAGGAGCACUGUUUCACCACCGGACACGGCAGUGUUGCUUUCCGUCAAGGUGGUUGUUGUCGGUGGUACAAAACUGCGAACACAACCGAAGCUGCUGUGCUGGUUUCAUCUGGACUGGACCAUAUCCAUGAGGGCUUUUCAACCUCACGCCCUAACAAUUUGUGUGCGGGGCUGUAUUUUGUGCUUACGUAAUAAUAACAGUAUGUGAAUCGUUGACUUUUUAUUUUUUCUUGAGAAAAAAGACUGUGCUUCUCCACCUUUUUUUUAAUAUAUAUAUAUAUUUUUGGUGCAAAUGUCAACAACUCAGCGUCAAGUGAUGAUGGAGUCCUCUCUAGGUCUCGGAAGACUGGAACUGACCCCCAGUGCAGGAGCCGGUGGGGUCAGCCUGACCCCGCGGCUCUCCGGCGGGCACCCCGCGAAAGACAAGUGCGGUCAGCUGCCACUGGGGCCACAAGUCCAGGCUCACCUGAACGGCUGCGUCCCGCUGUCACAUCAGGUGGCGGGUCACAAGUAUGGAGUGGAUACAGUGGGUAUUUUGCAGCAUCCCGAUGGAACGGUCCUGAAGCAGCUUCAGCCUCCACCCAGAGGUCCGCGAGAGAAGCAGUUUUACAGCAUGGUGUAUGCAGAGGACUGCUGUGAUCCAUGCCUUCUGCAGCUACAGAACCAUCUACCCAAGUACUACGGGACCUGGUCCUCUCCUGACAGCCCCAAUGACCUGUACCUGAAGCUGGAGGAUGUGACCCGACGCUUCGUCAAGCCGUGCAUCAUGGACGUGAAGCUGGGCCAGCGGAGCUACGAUCCAUUCGCCUCGCAAGAGAAACGGGAGCAGCAGAUCAGGAAAUACCCACUGAUGGAGGAGAUUGGCUUUCUGGUUCUUGGCAUGAGGGUGUAUAAGAUGUGCAGUGACACAUUUGACUCCUAUGACCAGCACUACGGGAGGGGGCUGGCUAAGGACACCAUUAAAGAUGGCCUGUCUAAAUUCUUCCAUAAUGGGGUUAGUCUGAGGAAGGACGCAGUGUCAGCCAGCAUCAGCAGAGUACAAUGUAUCCUCCGCUGGUUUGAGUCGCAGCACCAGCUGGCCUUCUAUGCCAGCUCCCUUCUCUUCGUCUACGAGGGCCUCCCUUCCUCUUCCUCCUCCUCCUCCUCCUCCUCCCUUUCGUCCCUUCUCAGCACGCCGCCGAUCAGCCCAAGUGCGGGGAAAACUGCCGCGUUGUCAUUGGCGGGGGACAGCGGUCGACACAGGGAGGGGAAAAAGAGACAGGAAGGGGCGAGGCCCGAAGGGGAAGUGGCUGAGUACAACAACAACAACAUUCAGGUUCCAGUGCCCUGGGACUACAGCCUGUCCACCAUCUACACCAACCACAGGAGGGGCGGUCACCACCACUGUGCCAAGGGUCAGCUCCGCGGCAAGAGCGUAGACGGUGAUGCUGUGCAGACGACGCUGAGCCCCGUUUCUGGAGAUAACAUCCCAGCACUGUGCGAAGAAGACAACUCUGCAUGGAAACGAACAGGUGAGUCGCAGCAACCGCGAAACGGAAACAAAUCCCAACUGGAAGGGAAGGAUGAGGAUGGAGAGAGGGAGGGCAGAGGCAGGAGAGAGGAGCCGAAAGGACGAGGAGGCAACACAACAGACGGUAGUGGAGAAGACAAGGGGGUGGAGGUCAGGAUGAUCGACUUUGCCCACGUUUUCCCGAGCGAGAGCCACGAUCACGGCUACAUCUACGGCCUCAAGAACCUGCUGACAGUGCUGGAGCAGAUCCUCUGUGACGCCGCUUAGAGCUCCCACUCCUCCAUCCUUUCUCUUUACCUCCUUACCUGCUCAGUGAACCGCUGUCUCCCUCCUUUCUUCUCAAAAGACAGAAACCUUUAUUCGUCGCGAGGGACGAAUCAAAGAAGUGAAUAUUAAAACCGAACUAUCAUCAUCAUCAUCAUCAUCUCACCUGUUUGUGAUGGCUCAUCGGUCAUGUGUGUGUUUGUGUGUCUGUCUGUGAGCAAGGUGGGGAUAGUAGAGGCUGACAAUUGCGUUCCUGGCGUUCCCACCG